AUGACUGCUUUAACCAAUCAACCCAUCAACCGGCCUGAAACAUGGCAGCGUACCGAACCAAGCCAUGAAAGCCUUGCCAGCUUCUCCGAGCAUCAAUGGUAUCGUACGGCAGGCUACUUGCUAGCAAGCUUGCUCCAAAAGGCCGGGUAUAGCCAACAGGCUCAGCUCAGGAUACUGGGCGAAUUUGCGGAAAUCAUUGCUCCUCAUCUGGGUUUGCCUCCCGGGCUGGGCACAGGACGCUGGAAGAGCUUCAUGACUGACGACCACAACCCAAUCGAACUUAGCUGGGACUUCCACACGGGCACUCAACAACCGACGAUACGAUACUCCAUUGAGCCCAUUGGCCUCGAUGCGGGCAGCACUGCCGAUCCCAACAACACGAAAGCCCCGUUGCUGUUUAAACGAUCGAUACUGAAGGCAUCCCCACAAAUCGAAACGGAGCUUUUUGAACAUUUCGAAAAGACCUUUGGCAGCCGUUGGGGAGAUGGACUUUCCGAAGGCCAUCAGUCAACGAUAUUUUGGGCGUUUGAUCUCAAGGAGAGCCAAAAUACUGCCAAAGCCUAUUUCUUCCCGGGGAUGGUAGCCCAAGCCACCAACAGGUCCAACUUGGAGGUCAUCCACGAUGCUAUAUCUUCCGCACCAACAUGGAAGUUCUCCGAUCUGAAGCCACUAUACACCUUCAUCAACUUCGUGGAACAACACAAGGAACUGGCACUUGAAGUCGAGAUGUUGGCUCUAGACCUCGUCGACGCCGCGCAAUCCCGACUGAAGAUUUACUUUCGAUGUCGUCAAACGGACUUUUCCACCGUCCACAAGAUCAUGUCUUUAGGUGGCGUGGUUGAAAACCUCGAUGAAGGCUUGGGGAAACUGAGAGCUCUGUGGCACUCACUACUGGGCACACAGGGCCAGCCGGAUGACAUGCCACUCCGACAUAACAGCCACCGGACUGCCGGCAUUCUGUUUAAUGUGGAGUUUAAAGUACAAAGCUCGACCCCCAAAGUGAAGCUGUAUAUCCCUGCCCGUCACUACGCAAAGAGCGAUCAGCAAAUCAUCGAGACCGUGACCGGUUUCCUUAAUGGCGAGGCGAAAAAGCUCGGGCACUCUGAUUUGACAAAGAAGUACACGGCUUCCUAUGCCUCAUGCUUGUACAAGGUUUUCAACGCACAUGAUCUAUCUUCCUCACUUGGCAUUCACACAUAUAUCGGAUGCUCAGUGCAAAGCGAUGGAAACCUGCGUGUGGUCACUUACUUCAACCCUCAGCAACACAAGUUCCACGGCGAUAUUUAUGUUUAG
Messenger RNA from Clonostachys solani, 1293 nucleotides. Lineage: Eukaryota; Fungi; Ascomycota; Sordariomycetes; Hypocreales; Bionectriaceae. The record is from the annotation of a GenBank genome assembly.